AUGGCCUCCAACACUCAAAAAACUUACAAACUCUCCACUGGUGCUCAGAUCCCUGCCAUUGGCCUGGGAACCUGGCAAGAUGAGGCAGCCCAGGAGGCAUCAGUCCUUGUAGCCCUCCAGACAGGAUAUCGCCAUAUCGAUACGGCAAGAUGCUAUGGCACUGAGGCUGCUGUCGGCAAAGCCAUCCAGAAAAGCGGCAUAAAUAGAAGCGAGAUUUUUGUUACCAGCAAACUGUGGAACAACAAGCACCAUCCUGAUGAUGUUGCUCAGGCACUGCAGGAUAGCUUGGAUGAUCUGGGUUUGGAAUACCUCGACCUAUUUCUGAUGCACUGGCCUUGUGCCUUCAAACGAGGAGAUGAUCCAUUCCCCUCUGACAAAGAUGGGAAGCUGAUAACUGCAGAUAUCGACUACGUUGAUACUUACAAAGCGAUGGAAGAUCUCGUCAAAUCCGGCAAAGCCAAAGCUAUCGGGGUUUGUAACUUCUCUCGGAAGGAAAUCGAGCGUCUUAUUGCGAACGCGACGAUCAAACCGGCGGUGCACCAGAUGGAGCUGCAUCCCUGGCUCCAGCAAAGUGAUUUCUAUGACUUCCACCGCACGCAUGGCAUUCACGUAACGCAGUAUUCCCCCUUCGGCGACCAGAAUCAAAUCUAUGGUGCCCAAGAGAAAUAUGGUCAGCUUAUUAAUGAUGAGACCUUGGUCGAGAUCGGGAAGAAGUACGGAAAGACGUCGGCCCAAGUCGCCCUAGUUUGGGGUAUCGAACAUGGCCGUUCCGUCAUUCCGAAAUCAAAGCAUCCAGAACGGAUCAGACAAAACUUUGAUAUCAAUUUCGAAUUGAAACCUGAAGAUCUUAAAAAGAUCAGCUCGAUCGACAGGAAGCUCCGGUUCAAUGACUCAAGCAAAGACUUCGGUUACGAACUCUUCACUGAUCUUGACGGAAAGCAGAAGUGA
This is a messenger RNA of Penicillium roqueforti, 948 nucleotides long. RefSeq names its product aldo/keto reductase. Gene Ontology annotation, cellular component: cytosol. The record is from RefSeq and is a predicted model, not a curated record. Bases 1 to 948 code for a protein of 315 amino acids. The transcript is spliced from 4 exons. Gene Ontology annotation, molecular function: aldose reductase (NADPH) activity. Lineage: Eukaryota; Fungi; Ascomycota; Eurotiomycetes; Eurotiales; Aspergillaceae.